Harmonia axyridis is the source of this 5518-nucleotide messenger RNA. RefSeq lists its product as uncharacterized. The transcript has 15 exons. Gene Ontology annotation, molecular function: protein binding; GTPase activator activity. Gene Ontology annotation, cellular component: cytoplasm. NCBI's taxonomy places the organism in Eukaryota, Metazoa, Arthropoda, Insecta, Coleoptera, Coccinellidae. The coding region runs from base 141 to 4832 and encodes 1563 amino acids. Gene Ontology annotation, biological process: regulation of small GTPase mediated signal transduction; activation of GTPase activity. The record is from RefSeq and is a predicted model, not a curated record.
GUACAGAGUGUUACCGACGGCCACUAUGACUAUGAGGCAUCGAGUAGAGGAAGAUGCGUCUGAUGCAGCGAUUAUAGAGAGGAGAAGAUAAGAAGAUUGUUGUUUUUGGUCGAAGAGGUGAAGAUAAUCCAGAAUGAGAAAUGGCGCAGAUACCAUCGCCGCGCUUGCGGCACUACAGAACAAUGACGGCGAUCUGCUUCGUUUGCAACCUUCCUAUUCUAUCACAUCAAGUUGGACUUGUUUGGCAAGGAGGCAAUGGAUGGGACGAUCUGGUUCGCGAGCAAGUGGAGGAAUCUACCAUCAGACAACGUCUCGGUGGAAGAAGAGACUCUUCAACGCAGAUAUGUAACAUUUCACCACCAGAUCAUGAAAAUUCUCCCCCACAAACAUCAAGACGCAGGAGAAGCUCUUUGGCUCAACUUACAGACCUGCUGAGAGAGUGGAGUGGAACGUCUAAAAAACAGAAGCAACUAUGUCGUCGCGAAACUCUUGCAGAUCUUGCCCGGUCUUUACCGUGGGGAAGACAGACAACAACGGAUGGAGGGGGUCCCAUUACAUCCAUAUCAACGAGAAAAAGGAGGGAAUCAAGUGCAGAUUCAGGUAUAAGAAGUAUUAGUUCGAAAUCUCGCAGAGACUCUCAUAAUGUAAUUUCCGAUUUCAAAUCAGAGGUGGCUAGACUCUGGCAUAGGCGGGAAUCGAACUCUACCACCAUAAUGACUGCAAGCACUUCCCCUAGAAGAGGAAGCGGAGAAUCUAGCAGAAGCGGUAGAAGAGAUUCUUCGGGACAUUCCGGUCAUUCUAGAGGUGCAUCAAGAAGAGGUUCUGGUGAAAGUGGAAAAAGCGCGAGGAGAGAAUCUUCAAUUAUGACACCAUCACCUCCUAAAACCAUGGGUAGUACUAAAAAGAGGAGAGAAUCGAGAAAUAUAAGUGAAACUCCAUAUUACAGACAGGAUCAAAGGCCAUCUACUUCCUCGACCGCCUCAGAUUCUGCCGGACCGAUGAAUAAUAUCCCUUCAACUCUUGUCAUUGGUGUUACAUCUACGAGUGAUUUUGGCACACAAGCUUUACCCCCUCCUACUAUAAUAACUUCGAGUGUUACUCCACCAGCAACCUCACCAACUGUUCCCUCUCAAACUACUGCUACAACUCCAACACAUCCUUUGUUAAGUACGAGAAGGGAUUCUACGACGCAGUGUGGAAGGGUGAAUAGAAGAGAUUCUCGAACUCCUGUUAGCCCAGAAAGAGCGAGUAAAUUGUCUAGACUCCAGAGACAGAAUACUGCAUAUGAUGAGAGUUGCUUACCUCCAGGUGGUUGGAGUCGCAGAGGAUCUCAACCAACCGCACUCAGUCCAGAUGUAGAUGAAUCUGGUAGAAAGGCUAGAAGAGAUUCUCUGAGUCCUGACUCAGCUUCCAAGGGAAGGCGAGAUUCACGAACACAUUUAAGUCCAGAUAGAUCUGGCGAACGCGACCUUAGUCCAGUAAGACGAUCGAGGAGAGCCCGUUUGCGAAGACAAUCAACAAGUAUAGCUCGAGGGCCCACAGUCAAAUCACCGGAUUCCUCGAGUUGUUCAAGUAGGGACCCCAGUCCAUGUAAUAGAGCUGCACCUCCUCCAGCUGAAACUCAUAGACCUAUGAUAAGAAGACAAUCAACCACUGAAGAAAUUCUAAUAGCUAGAGGAUUCAGAAGACAAUCAACCACUGAAGAGAUGAUAAGAUGUAGAAAUUUCAGAAGGCAGAGCUCUCAAAGUGACGACUGCCAGAGGUAUAGAGGCAGGAGAGAUUCCAGCGCCCAAAUACUAGAUGGCACCAUUGCUUCCAUGACAGUCGAGACUUCCAGUACAUUCUUCGACUCCAGUACACAAACAGAACCAUCACCCUUGUAUGACAAUAACCACUACCACGAGGAAUGUCUCCGUUGCAACUCUUGUGGACUGAACCUGACAGGACCGAACCAAAAGCGUGCAAGACGGUUCAAAAACAUAAUCCUCUGCGACUUACACUUUGCUGAUGUCGCUCUAAUGGAGUGCUCUGAUUUCAUGCAACAGCUGCGUUCAUUCAAACCACAAUCCUUGGGAUGUGCAGUUGCUAGGAGAAAAAGUUCAACAACGCUUAUUUUUCCAUUGCCACCACAAGCAUGCUCAGAUGAAUUCUGCGAAGAGUUCCCGCACAAUUUUAUACCAACGCCAGGCUACUGGAUCGAAUGUUCCAGGCAGAAAAUCAACACGGAUACGAUAUGGGAUGAGUCAGAAUCGGACCAUGAUAUCCGGGAGAGCGAAGAGCUCAACAAUAUCGACGGCAUGGACCAGGAAAAUGGUCAUCCAUGCAUCCGGAGGAGAGAUAGAAGCUGCAGUGAUUUAUAUGAGGACGAUGAGGAGGACGAUAUGGCGCCUCCAAGAAAAAAGACGGCCAUCGAGGAACAAUGGGAGAAAAAUCAGGGUUUUGAACUUACAAGUGUGGAGCAAGAGACCUACGAAAAAUAUUUUUAUGGGACGGAGCACUGGAAUUAUUUCACAAACGAUGAAGAUUUGGGACCUGUUGUCUUGUCCAUCAAACAAGAAACGCUCAACUCUCGAGAUCAAUUCCGGAUAUUGGUGAGGGCGAUAAGUUACACAGUGCAUGGGUUAAUACCUGCCAGUUGUGUAUUUGCUGACAGAUACAACAGAGAAGAAGUAGUACGGUCAUUAGGAAAAGAAGUGAACAUUAAUCCUCCUCUUACGUUAGGACAGCUUCCAGAUACGCCAGAGGAAUUACUCAAAUUGGAUCAAGUGUUCAUCAAAUCGGAAUUGAAAGUUGGAGUCAUUUAUAUCACCGAAGGACAAUACACAGAAGAAGAAAUAUUAGACAAUAAUGAUAAUUCUCCUCUUUUUGAAGAAUUUCUACAGAUCCUCGGUGAGAAGAUCAGACUGAAAGGAUUCGAUAAAUACAAAGGUGGCUUGGAUACAGUACACGAUUUAACAGGACUAUACUCAGUUUACACCAAUUGGCGGAAUAUCGAAAUAAUGUUUCAUGUUUCAACACAACUACCCUACGAGAGACACGAUCCUCAAAAAUUGCAACGGAAAAGGCAUAUUGGAAAUGACAUUGUGUGUGUCGUAUUUUUGGAAGCCGAUAAUACUUCAUUCUCACCAGCUUGCAUCAAGAGUCAUUUUCUACACACAUUCAUUCUGGUGAGGACAUCUGCGAGGAUAAAACGAAAACCAACCAGGUACGAGGUUUCCGUGGUUACCAGGGAUGAAGUAGGAGCCUACAAGCCAUACUUGUGGGAGCAGAGCGUCUUCGACAAGGGCCCAAUGUUCAGGGAAUGGCUUUUGACGAAAAUCGUGAACGGUGAAAGAGCCAGCUAUUCAGCUCCGAAGUUCGCGAGGAUGCAGGAGAGAACCAGAUCGCAGAUGCUGGAAGAUAUCGUUGCCAAUUUGCAGAACCACGCGGAAACAGGCCAAAUACCCAAACCGUACAGGAGAGGUUCCUGGCGUCCUAUUGGCCACAUGAGACCAUCUUCACCAUUACUGGACAGCGUCCGUGAUCAGUUCGAAGACCACGACCAGAUUGCCAAAGACUUCACACGAAUGUUCUUAAACACCGAGGAAAAUAUCCAGAUAAAUGGUCAACUUUUCGACGUGAUCUUCAUGGUUGGACAGUCCAAACAGAAAACACGGUUGAUAGGAGUAAGAGCAAUCCUGGGUGUUAGGAGUAGGGUAUUUCAAGAGAUGUUGUACGGCAUACAAACUGGAUUUGGUUCGCCACAAGUGCCAGUAGCCGAGCUUCUAGCGAGGCCUGUACCUAGCUUGAUAAGCCCCCAGCAGAGCAGGCCGAAAAGUUCCAACUUUUUGCAGGUUCCAGAUAUCGAAUCUCCCCGACCAAAAAGUGUUCCAAGUUCACCAAUGAUGAAGAGAGCUUUCUCAAGAUUAGGCACGAUAACAGCCGGAUGGGGAAGAAGUAUAAGAAAGCACAACACCGCUCAACUAUCAACUGAAGAUAAGAAAAAAUGGGCCAGUAGUCAGGAUUGCUCAAACAAGGAUGGAAAGGAUAAGGAAGGAAAAGAAAAACCGCAUGUUUCACAGCUUCCAGUACCAAGACUGAGUGUUUGUGCGGACGCACAAAAAGUAGACAGGGCCAAACUAGCCCAGACUGAAUUUUCGAUAAUCGAAUUCGACGCUGAUACUUUUCGAAUACUUUUGGAUUACUUGCACACUGGUUCUUGUCCUCUUACGUGCUCCACGAUCCCAGGUCUUAUUUGCGCAGCUGAACACUACGAUCUGCCGGAACUGUUGCAAGCAUGCUUUCACCAUGCCAAACAAUUCCUUAGGAUAGAAGUGGUCUGUUGUAUGCUUUGUUCCUUGGAAAAUUAUUACUGGAGGUAUACUUCAGCCUCUGAACUGGUAAACAUGAUUUUAGCCUUUGUGGAAACCCGAGCAUAUGCCUUAUUUCAAAUAAAAGACUUUCUCAAUUUGAGCGAAUCUAUGGUUCAAAUGAUAAUGUGCAGGAAUUUGGAGAUUCCUGAAAUAAGAAAAUUCGAAGCCAUGUUGGAAUGGACGAAACAUAAAAUAAGAACUAAGACUUCAAGUAAACUAGAUGCCAAAUUGGAAUUCAAAUGUAUAAUGGAAAGACUGGCUAGAGAUUUGAAAUUGUAUAGAAUAUCACCCCAAGAACUCAUCAAGGUUGUUUUGCCAUCGAAAGCCAUAAAGAAUGAACGCAUCCUAGAAACACUGAUGUUCCAAGCCAACUCCGGCAUGUACCGGAUUCAGGAUUCCUACCUUCAAGAGUGCACGCAGAAACUCCAGAAACAGGACUCGAGAUUUUCAGAGUGGGAAUCUUUCGAUUACAAUAUCUGAACGCACUUAUUGGCCUAUUGGUCAAUCCAAAUGAAAUGCUACCGAAUUUGGAGCAUGAUCUCAUGAAAAAUUUCCACCAACGUUCAGAUGUUGCAAAAUCAAUUUAUGGUUAAGAAGAAAAACAAUAAGAUGUUAGGUACUUGGGAACAAUAUUUUCAUAUUUCUCAUUUUACAUUGUGACAAUCUGUCAGCAUGUAUGUUUCUGACUCUGGUGUUUAUCCGGGUUCUAAGAGUAGACACAUUUUUUCAUUAGUGAUGGUCGUGAAUAUUACUGCAAUAUAUUCAAUGGGGUUACUUUAUCAGAGGAUACAUGACAUGCAUUCUGCUUCCAAUGAAAACAUUGUUGCUGUUAUUUGGAAGGGUUAUAAUGAUAUCAUGAUUAUCAUUUCUUUGCAAUUUUUAUACUGCUUGACGUCAUACAUCCACAUCUUCUCAUUUUUAACAAUAUCCAAUUCAGUUGAUGAAAUGAGAAAUUAUAUCAAUAAUUACUCAAUUGUUAUAUCAUUUAGUGAGUACAAAAUGAAAACGGUUAUGUAUUAACUUUAAUCAUCCAAUGAAUUGAAUUGAAUACAAUAAUCAACAAGAAUGAACACAUAACAAUGCCUGAAUAUAACAAAUAAUGAUAUCUAGGUUACAGACGGUUUUACAAUUCAGUUUAUAAAUAUGUAUCGGGUUUUUUACCAUAA